UUGAAAUGCCCUACGUGCGGGAAAAAUUACAAGAGACGAGCCUGGUACAUUAAACACCUAAAAACACAUAAGGGUGUUGAAGCACGACAAUCGUUGGUAAGUUCUUCAAUUAUCACUUCGGAUAGAGUUGACCCUCACGUAUCCCAUGGUGAACCAUUAACUGGAAACCACCAGGAGUCCAUUAACAUCCGGACACGUCUUAGCAUUCCUAACAUGAAACAAUCGACUUGGAAAGUUCACGACGACAAUUUAGCGGUCCUGUUAGAGCAUCCGGGCUCGAAGCAGGAAUUGAACUCGCAGGUAGAAACUUUCCAAAAUACCGUUUAUGACUACUUCAACGAGCAAUAUCCACCACGUAAUCAUUACGCUCGCAAAAAUAAAGAAAAUUCGUUCAAGAUAAAAAUGAGGAAGAAAAAACGGGAAUUAAUAAAAAAUCUACGUAUAGCCAAAGCUCUAGGCGACAACCACCUUAGUCAUCAGCUAGCUAGGGCGUUAAGAUCAAUCCUUAAAUUAAUUCAACGAAUAUCGGCACAAACUGCAGAAUAUCGCGGUAAUUUUGACCGGGCCAAACAGGAAGUAGAUUUUUAUAAAAACCCUUUUGAGUAUUCGAAAACCAUUUUUAAGAAAGAACGCGGACAGCUUCUCUUGACCAACGAUCAAAUUUACGACCAUUUCAAGAGCACAUACGAAGUGCCUAAAAGUGUAAGGCUCUAUACGGAUCCAAACGAACAAAAACCGGAAAUUCCUCAUAUCGAUUUUCACGGCAUACCACCAACGUUAGACGAAAUAAGUAGUCACAUAAAGAGGAAAUCAUCUAAAUCUGCACCGGGCCCCGAUGGUAUCCCAUAUAUAGUCUUUAAAAAAUGUCCAUCGGUUCGUAAACACCUCCUAAAUAUAUACGGCAAAAUCUGGUCAAGGAAGCAAAUCCCGGAGUGUUUCGGGAAAGCAAUUUUUGUCCUCAUUCCCAAAAAAGAUCGAGUUACCGAUCCGAAGGAUACUAGACCGAUAGCCUUAACAAAUACAAUAUCUAAAAUCUUUUUCUCGGUCCUACAAACGAGAAUGACGCGAUUCAUGCUCAGCAACAAGUAUUUUAGGCCAAAUCACCAGAAAGGGUUUUUACCCGGGAUUUCUGGAUGCCUAGAACACAAUACCUUGCUGUCGGAGAGUUUGAAAGAUGCUAGAAAAAGCGAGCGGCAAAUUACAGUUUGUUGGAUAGACUUAGAGAACGCGUUCGGGUCGAUACAACACGAGUUGAUGCUAUUCGCGCUUAGAUGGUAUAACUUUCCACCCUUAGUUAGCGAUAUGAUUGCGUCGUAUUACUCAAAAUUAAAGUUUUCUAUUAUAACUAAAGAAGGCCCUUCAAAAAGUUUGAGUUACUAUGUAGGACUAUUCCAAGGGUGCUGUUUAUUUCCAAUAGUAUUUAAUAUUAUAAUCAAUAUCCUAGUAGAUAAACUUAUCAGCAAUGAGAAAAAAUGGGGGUAUCGGUUUAAGUUCAAUAACAAAUACACGGAAUCCAUUUUAGCCUUCGCUGACGAUCUCGCAAUACUGACACGUCUCCCCAAACACUGUCAAGUACUAUUGGAUGAAGUGGAUAAAUUCUGUGAGUGGACGGAUGGAUUGAGGACAAAACCAAGUAAAUGUCACUGUCUGUGUCUUGGUAGGCGGAAUACAAGAUACACCUCAUACGAUCCGGGACUAUCGAUAGGCGGUCAAUGCGUUUCUACGGUUACGGAAAAUGCACCAUUCAAGUUUCUCGGUCGUAAGAUUGAUAAUAUAGGUCGUACUCCAUCUUUAGAAGGAAUAGUAGAUAGCUUUUUAAAUGAUCUCAACAAGGUAGAUAGCCAGCAGAUCAGUAACGUAAAAAAAGCAUGGAUCUACGAUAAUUACUUAACUUCACGUUUGAAUUGGCCUUUCCUCGUCUAUGAUUUUAGUAAAACCCUUUUAUCUAAAUUAGAUGCAGGCGUCAUAAAGAUGUUGAAGUUGUGGCUCGGGCUCGCGCCAACGGCUGACUCAUCGGCUUUAUUCAGGGAUCGUAAUAGUUUUGGGAUGAAUCUAAAAAGACCAUCGGAGCUCUACAAACACCUAAGAGUUUCCAAGAGACAUAUCCUGGGAAAAUCCCAUGAUGACGUCGUUACAUCACUCCCAAAAGACAAUGAUGCCCCAGAGCUAGAGUCACGACUUCAAUUCCAUAAACAAUUUAUGAUCGGAGCGCAAAAUAACAGAGUAGGGUUAGGAUCAAGUAGGAAAGUCCAAGAUACGGAUAUAUUGAAGUCUUUUAUUCGGCAAGACGAGAACGAUAAAUACAAGAUCCAUGCAAUGAGUUUAGAAAUGCAGAACGAGUGGUUAGACAUGGGAGAUUUUUGCAUUCCACUAGCACUAAAAUGGCGCACCCUAAUUCAUGACUGGUCGCCAGCCUUGCUAAAAUUUUAUCUCAAUGCGUUCCAGAUGACUCUCCCAGAUCAGAGUAAUUUAGUAAGAUGGGGUAAAGGUACCGAAAAAACUUGCUAUAUCUGCGGAAAGGCAGUUGGAACUGCCAAGCAUUUGCUGGUGGGAUGUAAGGUUCUCCUGGACAGCGGUCAAUACUCGCGUCGUCACGAUAGGGUUUUAGAGAUCAUACGUGAAGCGGUUAGUCUUUCGGUAGCCAGAGCGCAAAGGGAAAUAACCACAAACGAGCGAUCAAUAGGUUUUGUGAGAGAGGGCACCAGGGCUAUAAAAUCAAACGUCAAGCCUUACUCUAUCCUUAAAGCGGCUUCGGAUUGGACUAUCAUGAUGGAUACGUAUGAGAAACAAUACAAAAUCCCCGAGGAUAUUUGUGCGUCAGCCUCCAGACCAGACAUAUUUCUAUAUUCGCGUAUUUUAAAGCGCGUUGUGAUGAUAGAGCUUACGGUGCCUUGGGAAACCAACAUCCCCAAAGACCAUGCCAUCAAGGUCAAUAAGUAUUACGAGCUCACUAACGAACUAACUCGAAAUAGGUUCGUCGUUGAUUUGUACGCGGUAGAGGUGGGAGCGAGAGGUAUAACAGCUAAAUCUCUCUAUAACCUACUAAAAGACUUGGGCCUGUCCAGAACUAACAUUAAUUCAUUCUUAGAACGUACGUCGAAGGCAGCCCUAGUAGGUUCUUUUCAAAUUUGGUUAGGUAGGGAGAGGAACUUGGACAGUGGAGGUGAGCGUAUAACGCGCGUUAGUUAA
This is a messenger RNA of Danaus chrysippus (African queen), 3189 nucleotides long. NCBI's taxonomy places the organism in Eukaryota, Metazoa, Arthropoda, Insecta, Lepidoptera, Nymphalidae. The record is from the annotation of a GenBank genome assembly.